CCUCUACGUGUCUACGCGCCUACGCAAUACGCACUCGGGGCCUCUUUCACUCUUCCUGAGCCCCCGACGGGUUCUAGUGACUGGGAAGAAACCCGGAGACGGCAGAGCUGUGCCCGUGACACGCCGUGCGCGUGCCCUGGGAGACGGCUGAAGGGAGUGUGUUGGUGUGUGUAUGUGUCUAAGGGGGGGAGUUGUGUGUGUGUGUGCGUGUGUGUCAGGGGGCGGGGGCCCAGGUCGCCGGGCUUUCCGGCGGCUGCGGUGAAACAGGGCGGGAUACGCGGGGGCGAUAGCGACGGCUGCCGGGCUUCUGUCCAUCUGAUCGUCUGUCCGUCCGGGCCCGAGCUGGACGAUGCUGUGGUUCCAGGGCGCGAUCCCGGCCGCCAUCGCGGCGGCCAAGCAGAGCGGAGCGGUCUUCGUGGUCUUCGUGGCAGGUGAUGAUGAACAGUCUACACAGAUGGCUGAAAGUUGGGAGGAUGAAAAGGUUACAGAAGCUUCCUCAGACAGUUUUGUGGCGAUUAAAAUUGAUACCAAAAGUGAAGCAUGUCUACAAUUCUCACAAAUCUAUCCUGUAGUAUGUGUCCCAUCCAGUUUCUUUAUAGGAGACAGUGGAAUUCCCUUGGAAGUAAUAGCAGGAAGCAUUACAGCAGAGGAGCUUGUUAACAGAAUUCACAAGGUCAGACAGAUGCACACACUAAAAAGUGAAGCAUCAGUUGGAAUUGGGAGCCAGUCAGCUAAUCUAGUUUCUAACCCUUGUUCUUCUUUUGAACAUAACAACACUUCAGAAAAUUUUCAAGCCAGAAACAUAGAGCUUUGUGAAACACCAUCCACAUCUCCUGACACACAAUCAAGCAUUUCUAUAGGUGGAGAAAAUUCAGGUCAUACCAGUCCCACUCAGGAAGCCAGUGAUUGUUCAGAUGAGAGAGUGAUGGGUCACCAGGCUGAAGACGACCUCACAGUUAAAGUGGAGAGACUAACAAAAAAACUUGAAGAACGACGAGAAGAGAAAAGGAAAGAGGAAGAACAGAAAGAGAUUAAGAAGGAAAUUGAUAGAAGAAAAACCGGUAAAGAAAUGUUGGACUAUAAAAGAAAACAGGAAGAAGAGCUGACAAAAAGAAUGUUAGAAGAGAGGAACAGGGAGAAAGCAGAAGAUAAAGCAGCUAGAGAGCGGAUCAAGCAGCAGAUCGCUCUGGACCGAGCAGAAAGGGCAGCACGUUUUGCAAAGACAAAAGAAGAAGUAGAAGCUGCCAAAGCUGCUGCUUUAUUGGCCAAACAGGCUGAAAUGGAAGCCAAGAAAGAGUCAUCUUCACGAGAAAGAAGUGCUAUUGCAAGAAUUCAGUUCCGUCUUCCUGAUGGAUCUUCCUUUACGAAUCAGUUCCCUUCUGAUGCUCCUCUAGAAGAAGCAAGACAAUUUGCUGCACAGAUGGUUGGUAAUACUUAUAGCAAUUUUUCUUUGGCCACCAUGUUUCCGAGGAGAGAAUUUACCAAAGAAGAUUACAGAAAGAAAUUACUGGAACUUGAGCUUGCACCAAGUGCUUCAGUGGUGCUCUUACCAGCAGGAAGACCAGCUACAUCUGUAGUACAGUCGUCAAGUGGAGAAUUGUGGAAGUUUUUGGGAACAGUCCUUUACCCAUUUUUUGCUAUAUGGAGAUUGAUUAGUAACUUCUUAUUUACCAGUCCUCCUCCUUCUCAGACUUCAAUAAGAUCAACAGCUUUGGAGCACACAAAGCCCACAGCAUCUAGCAGCUCAGAAAACAGGGAAGGGGUCAGGAAAAGAGUGCUAGAAAAACGUGGAGAAGACUUCAAAAAAGAAGGAAAAAUAUAUAGAUUGAGGACUCAAGAUGAUGGUGAAGAUGAAAACAACACUUGGAAUGGAAAUUCUACCCAACAAAUGUAGUUUGACAAGUUAUACAUGGGCAAUAAUCAUUGUUUCUCUUACGAUUUAAUUCAACUAAAACUCUACUGGACAAGUGGGGCUGCCGUAUGUUUUACUGACAGGUCUCUAUAAUGUCUCUCUUUAUUCUUGCUUAGAGGGUAUGGGUUCAAGUUGCCUAACUCAGAAAAGUCAAGAGAUAGUAUAGCUGACAAAUAAAAUUUUGCAUAUGGUAAUCAACAGCUAGCUCAAAGAAUCAAAAGGAUUCAUAAAACCUCCAUCAGCUUUCAAAUUCAGUAUUUCAUACACUCACAAGCCCAACUAUGCUGAAGUGGCACUUUAUAGAUAGAUAGUUUGCUCCCAAAAUCUUGGAGCUCAUACAACUGGUAAGCCACGGAAUAAUUUGACUUUGUGUCAGAAGCAUUCUAUUCUAGUUAGCCAAUCAGAUGAUAAUUUAUGUUUAACUUUUCUCUAUCGCUCUGCAACUACAAGACAAACCUUGUAGUUUUUAAUCUGUUAUUCAAAUGCUAAAUAAAAGUCUUUUCCAAAAAAAUUGAUU
Molecule: messenger RNA, 2429 nt
Organism: Dromiciops gliroides (monito del monte)
Lineage: Eukaryota; Metazoa; Chordata; Mammalia; Microbiotheria; Microbiotheriidae
Gene: UBXN4
Product: UBX domain protein 4
Exons: 13
Coding region: 350-1894 (514 amino acids)
Molecular function (GO): protein binding
Source: RefSeq, a predicted model, not a curated record